AUGGCAGACGCAGAACAAUCCGAGGCGCCCGUGGAGCUGCAGGGCAGAAAUGUGAUUUACUGUGGAGUGUGUACUCUGCCGCCAGAGUACUGCGAGUAUGGCGGCACCGUCAGAAAAUGCCAGGAAUGGCUCGAGAAACACCACCCGGACAUGUAUUCCAGGAUAUGGUCCCCCGAAGCCCUAGAAGCAGCCACCGCUGCCCUCUCCGUCGAUGCCCAGAAGAGAGCCGCCAAGGAUGCCCAGAAGAAGGCUGCCAAGGCCGAGGCUGCAGAGCAGAAGCAGGCGAGUAAACUGGCCUCGAGCGUCGUCACCAUUAAGCGAAUCGAGAGAAACAAGAAAAAGUUUGUCACGGCUGUUAUUGGUCUGGAAGCGUUUGGUUUGGAUUUGAAAAAGGUACUGAUUGUCGUUUUCUUUCUCAAGGUUGCCAAGGAUUUCGGAAAGAAAUUCGCAACGGGAUCUUCUGUUACAAAGCUUCCUAGCGGCGGUGAAGAAAUCGUGGUUCAAGGAGACGUCAGCGACGAGCUAGAAGAGUUCAUUCUGGAAAAAUACAAGGAUGUACCGGAAGACAAUAUCGAGCUAGUGGAUGACAAGAAGAAGAAAUCUAGUGGAUGA
This is a messenger RNA of Trichoderma gamsii, 612 nucleotides long. Its product is annotated as translation machinery-associated protein 22. Gene Ontology annotation, molecular function: translation initiation factor activity; mRNA binding. The record is from RefSeq and is a predicted model, not a curated record. Bases 1 to 612 code for a protein of 203 amino acids. The transcript has 4 exons. Gene Ontology annotation, biological process: formation of translation preinitiation complex; translation reinitiation. Lineage: Eukaryota; Fungi; Ascomycota; Sordariomycetes; Hypocreales; Hypocreaceae.